AUGAUGAAGACGGAGGGUAAGACCCCAAGUGGGGGAACCAGGAGUUCCUCACCGCAUAGAAAUGCUUAUGAGGUUGGGGUGCAAAAGCUGCGCACAGGCAAAGAUGGGGCGCCGGAGGUGGAAUCCGAAGAAGCGCGCAAAUCCAGGUGUAAAUACGGUUCUAAUGUGCACCGCAUCAAGAACAUGUUCCUACAGAUGGGGACAGGUCCAGCAGGUAAUGAAAACGAAGCUGGGAAACCAAAAGAGAAGCCAUCCCGACUGACAUUGCCGCGGGCCGGCAGUCUGAAUGAAAACGUCAACCAUAGCGCCCUGCUGAAGCUAGGAACUAGUGUUUCCGAAAGGGUAAGCCAUUUCGAUGCAUCGGCAGACCGACCGACUUCUAAAUUGCAAGAGGCACGCCGGGUGUUUGAGAGGAACCUACAAGAGAAGGAGACCACCAACAGGAUCUUCUUGCGUAAAGAGAGAGGUGGCUUCCAGGACCGAAAACUAGAUGUUGUGGUGAGGUUCGGUGGAAGUACAGAGUCCCUUGACAAGUUGGACACCGAUGCCGUCUCACCAACGGUCAGCCAGCUGAGCGCAGUUUUCGAGAACGCUGACCUCCGCAAUAACAUUCACAAAGUUCCUCUCAAAGGCCCAGCUGGCCGCAGGACAAGACUUUUUCAGCCAGAAGCAACCAAGGCCACCGAAGAGAAGAAACCCACAGCUAAAACCGUAGAUGCUCCUCACAGGUCAAACGCAGUCCAGGAGGUUUGUAAAAUCAAGCCAGUGGAAGUGGAAGAAAGUGGUGAAUCAGAAACCGACGUGGUUAAGGAGGCAGAACCAGCAAAAGAUGAAGGACCUGUCAACAACGCAACUGAGAAUGGUGGGACAGAAGCUAAGGGGGUAACGGCGCGAGAAACAGAGCUAGAGGAAGAAGUGGAAGCAGAAGCCGCAGAUGAAGACUACAAGCGGGAAGACUGGUCCGAGGUUGAAGUAAUAGAACUGAGUGCCUAUAGUGGACUAGGGGAAGAUUCAGGGGGCAGUGGUUUGGAUGAAGACGAGGAUGGUUUUUAUGAACCGGUCACCAGUUGCCAGGAGAUUGAGGGCCUCUCCGAGGAGGAGGAACCUGCUCCAUCACGGAAAAUACGGUUCAGCACAGCCCCCAUUAAGGUCUUCAGCACAUACUCCAACGAGGAAUACGACCGCCGCAAUGACGAUGUGGACCCCAUGGCUGCCUCUGCAGAGUAUGAGCUUGAAAAACGGGUCGAGAGGCUGGACCUCUUCCCUGUGGAACUGGAAAAAGACUCUGAAGGUCUUGGAAUCAGUAUUAUUGGGAUGGGAGCGGGUGCCGAUAUGGGCCUGGAGAAACUGGGAAUCUUUGUUAAGACUGUGACCGAAGGGGGAGCAGCCCACCGAGAUGGAAGGAUUCAGGUGAACGAUCUGCUGGUAGAAGUUGAUGGAACCAGUCUGGUUGGUGUCACACAGUCCUUCGCCGCUUCUGUAUUGAGGAAUACAAAGGGACGCGUAAGGUUUCUGAUUGGCCGAGAGAAGCCUGGAGAGCAGAGUGAGGUGGCCCAGCUGAUCCAACAGACACUGGAGCAAGAGAGAUGGCAGAGGGAGAACAUGGAACAACGCUAUAACCAGUGUAACGAGGAUGAUGAGGAGACAGGGGAGUAUGCCACAGACGAGGAGGACGAAGAGAUGAGUCCCAUGUUUCCAGGUGGAGAACUGGCUAUUGAAGUGUUUGAAUUACCAGAAGGAGAAGAUGCCUUGUCCCCUGUGGAGAUGGACCCUGAGAAACUUGUGCACAAGUUUAAGGAGCUUCAGAUAAAGCAUGCUGUGACUGAGGCAGAAAUCCAACAACUGAAGAGAAAGCUGGCUGGGCUGGAGCAAGAGCGAUCUCGCUGGAGAGUGGAGAAGGUGCAGCUGCAGCAGAGUGUUCAGGAGAACAGGGAGCGUGUGGAGAAGCUGCAGGGUUACUGGAUGGAAGCUCAAAGCCUUUGUCAGGCAGUGGAUGAGCAUCUGAAGGAGACCCAAGCCCAGCAUCAGGGUCUGGAGCGCAAGUACAGCAAGGCCAAGAGGCUCAUCAAGGAGUACCAGCAAAAGGAGCUGGACUUUUUGAAGAAAGAAGAGAUGCAAAAGCAGGCACUGGAAGAGAUAGAGACUGCACAUGCUGCGGAGAUCCAGAGACUUCAGGAAAAGGUAUCAUUAGAUACAGUACAGCUGCUUAUUCUGAGUUCACUGCACACUGCAGGCUUCUCACAUUUUGCAUUAGAAACCACAGCUAGUUGGCUGGUGGACAUCCAGCAUUAUCUUUCACUUUUCUCCCUGACUGUCCCUGGUCCGACCCUAUCUCUCAUUGGAUUUCAGUUUGUUCAUUCAUACAGGUUUAGCUUCACAUGUGGGUGUUUUCUGGGCUGGUCUGUGUGCAAAUACAUCCUGCCUAAGAAGGCAAACUUCCCUAGACUGACAUCCGCCCAUCAAGGCAUUUUGAUAUUUGCAUAA
Staurois parvus is the source of this 2484-nucleotide messenger RNA. The record is from the annotation of a GenBank genome assembly. Lineage: Eukaryota; Metazoa; Chordata; Amphibia; Anura; Ranidae.